UUCUGUCUCUCUUUUUUUUUCUUUUUCAUUUAAAUUCAUGUGUUUUGGGGGUUGUAUUGGAUGGAUGCUCUGUUCUAUAUUUUGAUUUUCUUAUUGGUUGCUUCUUUCAUUUUGAUUCAUGUUCAUUUUACGAUGGUAGCCGCUCUAGUUGGUGUUUCAAGGUGAUGCUAUGGCAUGGCGUUAGAGGAAUGUGUUCUUAUUAGCAUACCGUAUUCGUGUAGUGCAUUGUAUUUGUGGCACAUACUCGGAAUAUUUUCAUUUUCUUACUUCAAUGAGAAAGGCUAAACUAAAAAGAACUGCAUAUUAGGUUGUGUUACUUCUUGUUAAAAUAAGUUGCGUUUGCUUACUGAUUCCUUAAUUAGUCAGCACAACAAUUCUUUGUUUUCUUAUAGGUUUUUGGUACAUACCACUAAUCCCAGUACUUUUGCACUAUCCCAUUCCCACAUUGUCACUUUACUGAUAUUGUCAAUUUCAGUUUAAAUGAACCAUUAUUGUAUGCUAUGAGAGCUGUUUCUGUUUCAAUGAUACUUGUAUAGUCAUUGUUUAACGAUGGAACUUGCUAAUAUUUGUUGAAAUGAACUGUUACUGUAAUAUUCUUGGCCUUCUUGGUUUUAGCACAAGAAUAAACGGAAAAUAGCACUAGAGUAGCUUCCUCGUUCAAAUUUAAGCAGCCUGUGUUGUUAUAUUGAAAACAAGAAGAGGCUUGAGCAUAAUCACAUGUUGGCUUAAGAAUGGGAAGUAGAUACGGUGAGUACACAUAUGAGAACCUGGAGAGGGAACCGUACUGGCCUUCUGAGAAGCUUCGGAUUUCUGUAACGGGGGCUGGUGGUUUCAUUGCUUCACACAUUGCCAGGCGACUAAAGAGUGAGGGUCAUUACAUUAUUGCUUCCGACUGGAAGAAAAAUGAGCACAUGACCGAGGACAUGUUCUGUAACGAGUUCCAUCUGGUUGAUCUUAGAGUGAUGGAUAACUGUUUGAAGGUUACUGCUGGUGUUAGCCAUGUUUUCAACCUUGCUGCUGACAUGGGAGGUAUGGGGUUCAUUCAGUCCAACCAUUCCGUCAUUAUGUAUAACAACACAAUGAUCAGCUUUAAUAUGCUCGAGGCAGCAAGGAUCAAUGGAGCUAAGAGGUUCUUUUAUGCUUCUAGUGCUUGCAUUUACCCUGAAUUCAAACAGUUGGAUACUAAUGUGAGCUUGAAGGAGUCUGAUGCUUGGCCUGCAGAGCCUCAAGACGCCUAUGGCUUGGAGAAGCUCAUGACUGAAGAAUUAUGCAAGCACUUUAAUAAGGAUUUCAGUAUUGAAUGUCGGAUUGGACGGUUUCACAACAUUUAUGGACCCUUCGGCACUUGGAAAGGUGGUAGAGAGAAGGCCCCUGCUGCUUUUUGUAGAAAAACCCUUACUUCCACUGAUAGGUUUGAGAUGUGGGGAGACGGGCUACAGACUCGGUCUUUCACCUUCAUUGAUGAAUGUGUAGAAGGUGUCCUGAGAUUGACAAAGUCUGACUUCCGGGAUCCGGUAAAUAUUGGAAGUGAUGAGAUGGUUAGCAUGAAUGAGAUGGCUGAAAUGGUCCUAAGCAUUGAGAACAAGAAGCUUCCCAUCCACCAUAUUCCUGGCCCUGAGGGUGUUCGUGGUCGAAACUCAGACAACACUUUGAUUAAGGAGAAGCUUGGAUGGGCCCCUACUAUGAAAUUGAAGGAUGGGCUGAGGAUAACAUACUUUUGGAUAAAGGAACAACUUGAGAAAGAGGAGGCUCAGGGAAUUAAGGUGUCAGGUUAUGGCACAUCAAAAGUAGUAGGAACACAAGCACCAGUUCAACUCGGCUCUCUUCGAGCCGCUGAUGGGAAAGAGUGAUUCAGUGAAGCUGGUUAAGCGAUGAUUUGAUUCAGUUGCUGUGAAGUACCUAGUCAUAUGAUGAAGACCACAGUAUAUACUUUGCUGACGCAGACAUGUGGAUGCGAUUAGUUAUAUGGACUAGUUCCUUACCAUCUACCAGAUUAACUAGUUAUCUGUUAUUCUUUUGCUUUAUUUUUCACUUGUAGUAUUUAGAAUAGUGUCCCAAUCUCAACUAGAUACCAGGUUGAUUCAGUGAUGAAAGUUCAUCAUCUAAUGAGCACUUUUCCUGGAUCAUAUAUUGACAGCUUUGUAUCUGUUAAAAGUGAACAAAAUAUAGCAGCAUAUGCUUGUUUAGUC
Messenger RNA from Rosa chinensis, 2189 nucleotides. RefSeq names its product GDP-mannose 3,5-epimerase 2. Gene Ontology annotation, molecular function: NAD binding; GDP-mannose 3,5-epimerase activity. The coding region runs from base 732 to 1850 and encodes 372 amino acids. The transcript is spliced from 7 exons. The record is from RefSeq and is a predicted model, not a curated record. NCBI's taxonomy places the organism in Eukaryota, Viridiplantae, Streptophyta, Magnoliopsida, Rosales, Rosaceae.